This is a messenger RNA of Penicillium cataractarum, 636 nucleotides long. RefSeq lists its product as uncharacterized. The transcript is spliced from 7 exons. Bases 1 to 636 code for a protein of 211 amino acids. Gene Ontology annotation, biological process: signal transduction. Gene Ontology annotation, molecular function: GTP binding; GDP binding; GTPase activity. NCBI's taxonomy places the organism in Eukaryota, Fungi, Ascomycota, Eurotiomycetes, Eurotiales, Aspergillaceae. Gene Ontology annotation, cellular component: plasma membrane. The record is from RefSeq and is a predicted model, not a curated record.
AUGCGGCCCCAACGGGAAUAUCAUAUUGUUGUCCUGGGAGCAGGUGGUGUGGGGAAGAGUUGCCUGACUGCUCAAUUCGUCCAGAAUGUCUGGAUUGAAAGCUAUGACCCAACAAUCGAAGACUCCUAUCGCAAACAGAUCGAAGUAGAUGGCCGACAAUGCAUACUCGAGAUUCUUGACACCGCUGGAACGGAACAAUUCACCGCCAUGAGAGAACUAUACAUGAAGCAAGGCCAAGGCUUCCUCCUCGUCUUCUCCAUUACAAGCAUGUCCUCUCUAAACGAACUCUCCGAACUUCGCGAACAAAUCAUCCGCAUCAAAGACGACGAGAAUGUCCCUCUCGUGAUCGUCGGCAACAAAUCAGACCUCGAAGAAGACCGCGCCGUGCCUCGCGCUCGUGCCUUCGGACUCUCCCAAAAUUGGGGCAAUGCCCCUUACUACGAGACCUCUGCCCGGCGCCGCGCCAACGUAAACGAAGUCUUUGUCGAUCUCUGUCGCCAAAUCAUCCGCAAGGACCUGCAAGGGCCGAGCGGAACUGCCGACAGUGCUCGCAAGCGCGAGGGCCCGAGCAAGCAUGACCGGAAGAGAGAGAAAGGAUCACAGGGCCGUCGGCGAUCUCCAUGUGUCAUCCUUUGA